AUGGCAAUGAAUGCGUUGAAGCAUCUAACUGUCACAGCAGCUGCUCCAGGAAUUGUUGCUGGUGGAGAGAAGAAAGAGGAAUCACUAAGACGAAAAAAUUUUUUUUUUCAAAAUUUUCAAACUUUCAUAAUUCCACCAAAUCAAGAAAUCCAUCUACAAGAACGGCUAAAGACAGAGGAAACUUAUCUUUUCAAGAAAGAAAAAAUCGAUUUUGUAUUUUGCAAAUACAAACUCUUGCCCAUGAAAACUCCAAACACUCAACAAUUGGAAAAAAUGAGAAAUGAGCAGAUGGAAAGGAUGAAGAAGGCGGAAAAAAUUAAGAACCCAAAAAAUCAAGAAGAAGAAGAUCAAGAGGGACCAUCCAUUUUGGAAUUGAAAACUGAAAAAUCCACUGCUGACAUUUGGAUAUCGGAGGACUGA
Caenorhabditis briggsae is the source of this 420-nucleotide messenger RNA. Gene Ontology annotation, cellular component: BBSome. The record is from RefSeq and is a predicted model, not a curated record. Lineage: Eukaryota; Metazoa; Nematoda; Chromadorea; Rhabditida; Rhabditidae. Gene Ontology annotation, biological process: cilium assembly; receptor localization to non-motile cilium. The transcript has 4 exons. Bases 1 to 420 code for a protein of 139 amino acids.